AUGACGAAAACGUCACAAGAGCAGUCUGCAGGUACGCCGCUAGACGACCCCAACCAUGCACCUGCAGCCAACGCCCAGAAUCCCCAGAGCGGCGGCAACGCAAACGCCAACCCCGGGACUGGUGCAGAUCGAGUCUCGUGGAGCGUCGAGACACAGCCAGCUCUGGCACAGACCCGGUCUGCGCAUACUCAUGGCGCCAUUGACCGAUACGAAGAAGCGGACUCUUCUACUGCCGGCCAAGAAACUACCAACACUAGUGUUGAUACCAAUCCUGGGACAUCUUCCUUGGGGUCAGAGCACGAGACGACCAGAAGCACCGGAGCCUGGACCGAUGGAUGCGAAGGCGAGGCCAGAGUGAAGGGGUUCAACCAUGAUCCAGCUUUCCGAACUUCCUGGGACGACUCCAAGGGGCCAUCCCAGCAUGCUCAGGUCACGGCAGGGUGUCGACUUGGACGGAUGUCAACAGGCUGGCUGGUGACUCGACUCAAUUACGCAUCAUACGUCCGAUUUUGUAGCUAUUUGUGA
This is a messenger RNA of Saxophila tyrrhenica, 525 nucleotides long. RefSeq lists its product as uncharacterized. Lineage: Eukaryota; Fungi; Ascomycota; Dothideomycetes; Mycosphaerellales; Extremaceae. The transcript has 2 exons. Bases 1 to 525 code for a protein of 174 amino acids. The record is from RefSeq and is a predicted model, not a curated record.